This is a messenger RNA of Drosophila virilis, 5482 nucleotides long. RefSeq lists its product as uncharacterized. Lineage: Eukaryota; Metazoa; Arthropoda; Insecta; Diptera; Drosophilidae. The record is from RefSeq and is a predicted model, not a curated record.
CAUAUAUUUGUUUUUGAAGCGUUAACAACAUUUUACAUUUGGCAUACAAAAUUAAUUUGAAAUUGUACAAUACGUAAUAGACCAGUACCCAUAGCCUAAGAAGGCACUAUGUUAUGGUAGAUUGCUGGUAAAGGUUGGUUAGCUUACGAAGUUCUUAUUUGGCAAAAACAUGGGCUCCAAUCGAAAGCGUAAAAGCGACAUAAAUGGCACAUACAAACUUAUUCGUCUUUAUCGCGCCAAUGAUUGUCUUUGGAAUCCAAAAUCAUCGGGAUUUAAGAAUUUGGCGUUGAAGGAGAGAGCCUGGUUACGCAUAGCACAAUUUUUUAAGAACAAGCUAACCGUGGAUCAGAUCAAAUUGCAGAUUUUAUCGCUUCGUUAUUACUAUGCUACAGAACUAUUAGCCAUUAAACGUAGCAAACUGGGAGGAUACCACUAUGUUCCUCGACAAUCUUACUUUGCAGAUCUGGAGUUUUUGAAAGAAGCGAUGGAGCACAGUGUUAGUGUUAAAGCCAUUGAGUCAAAGACUCAGGUCAGCAGCAAACAAAUCAACUGCCUCGUUGAGGAUGCAUUUCUGCUGAGCAGCAGCGAGAACAGUAUCCGCAGCGAAAAAGUUGAUUUUCAGAUCACUUCCGUAUCGAACGAAGAUGGCAUUACAAGCUCUGUGCUGCAACCGCUUGUCUCCUCAGACAAAGAGCAAUCGUUACAACUGCCUUUGCCUCCACAUGAUAUACGAACUAAUCAGCUUCCAAUCCGAGUAGCUUCUGGUAACGAUCGAUGGAUAUCCGCAUCAAAUUCAUAUCAUGACCAUGAAGAUGACGAUUAUGAUGGGAGACAGUGGAAGUCAUCCUAUCAGAAAGAACAAAACCGCAACAGCAACUAUAGUGUCAGCAGUGGAAAUGAGAGACGUAGCUGUAAUCAAAGUCCAGCUGCAUAUAGGCCAGACAUGGGUGCCACUACAAAUACGUUUGAUGACGAUAACAAUAUAUAUGUCGAUUCGUAUGGGUCCAGAGCUCGCGGUCCGCCUAGAAAAAAGGUUUUGACCGGAAGAUAUAGAAACAAAUCAAGGCACUCACAUGGAACUGACACAUAUUACGACACGGAUGACUGGCAGAGAAAUAAUGAUUCUAGAAGCCAAAAACUGCACCAUAGAAUGAGUGAUGGCAGGGAGAAUGACUAUCGCAGUGGUAGAAGCUCACGAGAUGUUGGUCGCAGUUCAAACGACUCUAAGAAUCAAAACUACAAAUAUGCAGGGAAUAACAGUUUUAACGCCCCCGCCACAUUUCCAUUUAUUCAGCAAAUGAGCACACAACCAACAUAUCAAGGUGAAGGAGUUUGCACCUGUUGUCCAAAUGCCUUUCCAAAUGAGCAACCCGAGUACAAUGAACCCACUUCCAAACAGGCACCGGAGCCAAUAUUAUCAGACCCAGAGCCAGAAUCUGAAAUGUAUGUGCCUUCAUCACCCCCUCGAAAGUCUUGCGAUGAUGAUAGCUGUCCCCUUAGAAGUGGCAGGGUGUAUGACGAAAACGACCAUGAUCUUAUUUGCACUGAUGGCACGUGUUACAACAUGGAAGACACAAGAAGGGAUAUGCCAAUCGCAUCGUCAAGACUUGAAUCAAAGCGAACUUCAAGGGUUGCAUCUGCAGCUGGGUCUAGAGCGGUGUCCAAUCGACCAUCGUUCGAACAAAUACGGUCUCCCAAAAGGAUGGUCUGUACAAAUAACAGAGGUAGAUUAAGUAAAUCGCCCAAGGAGAAUAUGAUAAUGUGCCCUUCGGGAAGACAGAACGAAUAUGAUGACGAUGGGCUUAGAGAGGGCCCAGAAAACAGAAAUCGGCAAAGAAGUGAUGACUUUAGAGGGAGCUCCGAAAGACCAUCGCGCCGAGGUCGUGAAGAUGAAAGAGGUCCGUUGGAGUCUAGCCAAAAAUCAAGAGCAUAUCAAAAUUACCCAGAACCACCCGAUGAAGACAGCCCAGGAAAACAAUCAAGAUUACAAUCACUAAGAAGUAUGUCACGAAAUAAACCCGAUCAGGACCAGUAUCCCGAGACUGAUCCGAUAGUGUCUUCGCGAAGGCAAUCUCAACGGGGCGAUGAAGGGUAUUCUUCGCCAGAUGUUUCUAAAAGUAGAUCAAAUCGUCAAAGUCGCGAUAAAGGAGAAAGAUCUAGGCAUGAUAGUCAGGCCUAUUAUCCCGAGACUGAUCCGAUAGUGUCUCCGCGAAAGCAAUCUCAACGGGGCGAUGAAGAGUACACUUUGCCAGAUGGUUCUAGAAAUAGAUCAAAUCGGCAAAGCCUCGAAAAACAAGGGAGAUCUAGGAAUGAUAAUCCGGACUAUUAUCCCGAGUCUAAUCCGGCAGAGUCUUCGCGAAGGCAAUCUCAGCGGGGCGAUGAUGGCUACACUUCGCCAGAUAGUUCUAAAAAUAGAUCAAAUCGGCAAAGCCGCGAUAAAACAGAAAGAUCAAGGCAUAAUAGUCAGGAAUAUUAUUCAGAUGGUGUUCCGGUGGUGCCUCCGCAAAGGCAAUCUCAGCGGGGCGAUGAAGGCUACACUUUGCCAGAUGCUUCUAAAAAUAGAUCAAAUCGGCAAAGCCGCGUAAAAGGAGAAAGGUCCGGAAAUGAUGACCAGGACUACGUGACUGAUCCGUUGGAGCCUCCGAGAAGACAAUCUCAACGGAUCGAUGAUUCGAGAAAUAAUUCAAAUCGACAAAGCCGCGAUAAAUCAUAUAGGUCAAAGCAUAACAGUCAGGACUAUUAUCCCGAAACUGAUCCGGUAGUGUCUUCGCGAAAGCCAUCUCAACGUGGCGUUGAAGAAUUGACUUCGCCAGAUGUUUCUAAAAGUAGAUCAAAUCGGCAAAGCCGCGAUAAAGGAGAACUAUCUAGGCGUGGUAGUCAGUCCUAUUAUCCCGAAACGGAUCCGGUGGAGCCUUCGCAAAGGCAAUCUCAACGCGCCGAUGAAGGGUAUAUUUCGCGAAACAGCUCCAAAUAUAGAUCAAACCGGCAAAGCAUCGAAAAACAAGAACGAUCUAGAAAGGAUGAACAGGGCUACAAUCGAUACGAACCCAAUAAUCUUUGUAAAGAUAGUUGUAACGCAACGUGCGCAUCGGUUAGAAGUACACGAAACAGUCAAAAAAACAAUGAGUAUCCCGCAAAUUACGAUACCGACAGGGAUGACUACGUAGAAGGGACUACGGACGAUGAAUAUAAUCGUGAAAAGGACCGUUUAUCUGUAAAAGAUCAGAAUGGUCAGGAAGAUUAUGAAAAACCCACCGACAAUCCUAACCGCAAUAUGAACAGUGAAUAUCCACAAGAAAACUAUGGUGGAAGGCAAAGUUACGACCGCGAUAAGGAAUAUGUACCAGAUAAAUACCAGACCAGACGAGACGAUGAGUAUAAUCGUGGUAAGGAUCCUAUAUCAAAAUACCAAUCUGAACAGGAUUACAAUGAAUGUCCUGCAAAUUACCAGAACAACACAAAUUUCGACGGACGAGAUCCCGACAUGGGUCCUAUUUGUCCUAAAUACCAGAACAUCCAGGAUGCCCGUGGAAGAAGAUCGGAUAAAAAUGAUGAGGACUGUAACUGUCCAGAAAGCCAGGCCCGUCAAGAUGGCUACCAAGGAAGGCAAGAGUAUAACCGCGAUAAGGAUCAGACCUACCAGGAGAACAAGAGAAGGAUGGACGCUGAUUUUAACAAAGAUAAGAAUAAUGAACCUGCAAAUCAACAAGAGCACUAUGAUCCCUGUCUCUGUCCAGCAAAUCUGCCAGAUCAAUAUAACCGCAAGAAACAAACCUUUAAAUGUGAUGUAGACUGCAAAUGUAUAGCAAAUCGUAAGAAGGAACCCUAUAAAGAUGAUCUAGACUGCCCCUGUCUAGCAAAUGAGAUAGCUCCUUAUAAAAAGGAAACCUAUAAUGAUGAUCAAGAUUGCCAUUGUCCGGCAAAUCUCACGAGGGAACCCUUUCAAUGUAAUCCAAACUGCACCUGUCCAGCAAAUCGCAAGAAGGGUCCAUAUAAAAAUGAUCUAGACUGCGCCUGUCCAGAAAAUCAGACAGCUCCUUCUAAGGAGGAACCUUAUAAAGGUGAUCUAGACUGCCACUGUCCAGAAAAUCAGACAGCUCCUCCUAAGGAGGAAUCCUAUAAAGAUGAAGUGGACUGUCCAGAAAAUCAGAUAGCUCGUUAUGGUGACAAUACAGAGCCCUAUAAAGAUAAUGUGGACUGCGCCUAUCCAGAAAAUCAGCCAGAUUCGGUUAAUCGAGAUAUAGAGUAUCCACCUGAAAAGUACGAGCCGGAAAUUAUACCUGAAAAGCCCCUUACCGAUCAGGAAGACCUAAAAAAUGAGGAGGAGGUAAUGCUUGAUUGUGAGUGCCCAACAAGCGAAGACGAUGCAGAGAAACUUGAACUCGCAAAGGAAGCACCAGAGCCAGAGGCACCUAUACGGGCUCCUUGUCUUUGCGAGGCGGCCGUUGAGACGGACAUUGACAUGACAUUGACUGAUAGAAGCAAUCGAAAGAAAUGCAAUUGCUCUGAAGAUUCCUUGGAAACAGAAAAGCAAAGAGAGAGAAAAUCGAAUGAAGAAAAAAAUGCAAUCUCAAAAGAAACUGAAAGUAGUGGUCCGUCCGCUAAGGCCAAGCCAGCUAAUAAAGGAGCCAAAAAAAUAGGAAAAAUCUGCUCAUGCAAGCCACCCGUAUUCAAUAAAUCGAAAAAUGCUAAGGCUGCAAGUCCUGCAAGUCCUGUGGCAAAGAACGAACAAUUGAAACAAAGGUCACAGUCGCCCGUGGGAGCUAAGCCACGUUUGCUUAGCAAGCGUCAAAACAAAAUCGACGACGACGGCCUAAACAAAUUCCAGGCCCUCGGCGGCCAAGCACGCCAGUACGUGUACGAAAUGCAGGAUGAGAUACACAUUAAUGUCAGCAAUCAUCAGAAUGUCGGCUAUGAGGUAUACAAAAAGGUCAAUCCUAAGCAUGUAAAUAAAUCGCAAACACGCGAUGGUUUGGCUAUACUGUGCUCAUUCCGUGUGCCGCCAACUUUGGCAGAGAAGACAAUAGACAUACUGAACAAUCACAUAUCAUAUAAUGCGCCGACUAAGGAAGACGAAUAUUACCCAAUUCCAGAAACUGAAGAACGGCAUCCGAAAUGCUAUGCAGUACGAAACAACUAUAUCGAACGGCGAAAUGGUAGACAUCCUGCUGAUCGCUUUGCAAGUAAUCCGUUUCUGAAAUUAAAUUUCAAUGCUUCGAAACGAGACGUCAUUGUGUUGCAUGCACCGGUUCCGGGCUUUCGUCCGUCGAAGUAUUCGCUCAGCGUGAAGGACUUCGAAGUAGAGAAUUACGAGCGACAACAUCGGGCAGUUGAAAGAUAUCCAAAAGCAAUGCGGCCCAUGCCAAAAUAAUCACCUAGUCACUGACUACCUAUGCCAAACCAAUCUAACCAUAGCUCCAGUUUCUUCACACAUCAUCCAUACAAUCCAUAGCACCAUAAAAUGUCUUACACCAACUAAAAA